This is a messenger RNA of Penicillium nucicola, 756 nucleotides long. RefSeq lists its product as uncharacterized. Bases 1 to 756 code for a protein of 251 amino acids. The transcript is spliced from 3 exons. The record is from RefSeq and is a predicted model, not a curated record. Lineage: Eukaryota; Fungi; Ascomycota; Eurotiomycetes; Eurotiales; Aspergillaceae.
AUGGCAGCAGUCUGGCUGCUUAAUCGGACGCCAACCUACCAGCGGGAAGAGAACCACUGGACAGUGCCAUGGGACGAAGUCCGAAAGGAACCGCAGGAAUUGGACCUAGCGGAGACUGAGAGAGCAUUCCAGGCAUCAUUGACAAGUGGAGAGAUGCCUGAACUAGAAGCGAGGACCGAUAAUGAAGACGUCCAGGAAGCACCAGGGAGAAAUGAGGCUCUAGGAAAAGAUGGGUUUUUCGGCCGAAAAACCAUCUCAUACAGUGCAUUCCCACAGGAAACUCCACUGCCGCCGACACCUCCACAUGAAGAAGAACCUCCUACAGCUCGUCAGGGGGUGGAGACGCCGGAAAUACAGGCCGGGGACCAGCUCCAGGAGGUUCAGCAAGAGACCCAUAAAGCUCAAGAAAAUAGUGAAUCGGACGAUGAAGCUGAAGCACAGCUGCAAGCGGAGCUAGCACCGAGAGAACUAGCCCCGAGGGACAUCAACGGCGAUCUAGAUGAGGCAAAUAUUAUGUCUGGACCAAGAAGAAGCUUAGCAAAACGGGAUAAUGCCUUCGCGUACGCCACCAUGGAAGAACCCCCAGCUUUCCUCCAUGCAUUCGCAGCGGCCUUAUACGCGGAGAAGCCAAUAAGACGUCAUCGGGACAAUCUACCUGAUCCCCCGAAGCAUUGGAAAGACGUCAUGAAUCAUCCAUUUCAACAAGACUUCUUAGCAGCCAUGCGGAGAGAGAUCGACUCCCUAACGGAAAAAUAG